Molecule: messenger RNA, 888 nt
Organism: Purpureocillium lilacinum
Lineage: Eukaryota; Fungi; Ascomycota; Sordariomycetes; Hypocreales; Ophiocordycipitaceae
Biological process (GO): peptidyl-proline hydroxylation to 4-hydroxy-L-proline
Cellular component (GO): endoplasmic reticulum
Molecular function (GO): iron ion binding; L-ascorbic acid binding; procollagen-proline 4-dioxygenase activity
Source: RefSeq, a predicted model, not a curated record
AUGGGCAUCCUCGACACCCUCGGGCUGCAGAGCAAACCGAAAGCCCAGCCCAGUGGCGGACCCGUGCAAGUGUCGUACACGUCCAACCCCGUCCCCAUACCGGACGACUUCCUCACCACACCCCCCUCCUCCUCACGGCCCGUCUCCUCCCACCCCAUCGACUUUGCCGCCUCGCCGCUCCCGGAGCACGCCGGCCGCGUCGCCAUCGUCCUGCGCGACGUGCUCUCCCCCGGCGAGUGCGCGCAGCUCAUCGCCCUCGCCGAGGCGUCCGUCCCGCGCGACUCCUCCUCCUCCUCAGCAGAGUCGGCCUGGCGGCCCGCGCUCAUCAACAUCGGCAACGGCUACGAGGCCCCCGCGCCGGGCUACCGCGUCAGCGACCGCAUCGUCUGGGACCAGCAGGACCUCGUCGACCGGAUAUGGCGGCGCUGCGCGCAGGCCCCCGGCGUGGAGCAGACGCUCGCGCGCGUGCCCGCCGACUGGCGCGACGGCGACGGCGAGUGGCGCCUCAAGGGCAUGAACCGGCGGAUGCGCUUCCUGCGGUACGGGCCGGGGCAGUACUUCAAGCCGCACUGCGACGGGCCGUACUGGUACUUUGAGGAGGAUAGCGGGCGCGAGGUGCGCACCCACUACACGGUGCAUCUCUACUUGAAUGAUUCGAAAGCCGAGUCACCGACGGGCGAGGGCCAUGUUGGCGGGGCUACGUCGUUCCUCUCGCGCGACGGGACGAAGAGGCUGGACGUGAAUCCCAAGGCGGGGAGCGUGUUAAUCUUCCAGCACGAGGGGCUGCUCCACGAGGGCGCGAUGCUGGACAGCGGCGUCAAGUAUACCGUGAGAAUGGACGUGCUGUAUAGGUGGGAGCCUGAGCAGGAAUCCGGCAACCAGGGAUAG